GCCGAGAGCGAGGAGGCUGGGGCAAAGAGCCUCCACCUCUGGGCGCAGUCUACCCGGGCGGCCUCUGGGCCGGCGGGCGCGGCGUCGCGGAAGGGCUUCCCGCGCCUGCUGGAUGUGCUUUGGACGGGCUCCGCCUGAACCGCGGCGGCUGCGAGCGGGCAGGACGAGCCUUGAGCCGAGCUUGAGCCGGGGACGGGGGGCAGAAGCGGCGCUUUCGGCCGAAAGGGCUUCCUCGGAAGGCUGGCCGCGAUCGCCGCCCUCCGGAUUGGCCUUGAGGCGGAGGCCGCCGCCGGGCAGGGCCGCCCUGCCUGGGCGCUCGGGGCGGGGGCAGCGGACUUCGGGCAGCAAAGCGGGGCCGGCGGUUUGGGAGGGGCAUCGACCGGAGCUCCCCCUCCGCCCGGAUACCUGCGCUGCCGCCAAGUGGGAGCGUUUCCUUUUUCAAAGCAAGCCCGGUGCCUCUUUUUCUGGCCUUCGCCUAUUUGCUGCCUUUGGCCUCUCUGCUCCUCGGUGUCCUUUGGCCAGGCCCAGCUACAUUGGAGGCUUUACUGCUUCCCGUGUCCUUCCCCUUGAACCGGUGUCGUCCUCAUCUUGAAAAUAAGAAUUCAGCAGCUAUUCUGUCGUGGAUAUGCUCAAGAUCUGCGGCGUGGGAGUUGUAAGACAUGCCUUAAUUCAUGUUUUGAAAUUAUAAAAACUCCCUUAUCAGAUUAUGAGAAGCCUGUGGAUAUAAUUUACUUUGAUUUCAGCAUAGUGUUUGGCUGAACAGCCAGUGACAUUCUGAUCAACUAGGUGGUUUUUGGGAAGAAGCUGCCACCCUUUUCAACAAUCAUACUCAGCCAGUUACAACAUGAGAAGAAAUAUGACAUCUAUUUUACUGAUGGAAAGAUUUAUGCUCUCUAUGGGAAACUCCUGCAACACGAAUGCCCUCUGUGCCCGGAUUCCCGGGCCUUUCCUGCCAUUGUGGAGUUGGAGCAGCACAUGAGAAAGCAGCAUGAGCUCUUUUGCUGCAAGCUCUGUGUGAAGCACCUGAAGAUCUUUACAUAUGAACGCAAAUGGUAUUCCCGCAAGGAUCUUGCUCGGCACAGAAUCCAUGGGGAUCCUGAUGACACAUCUCACCGGGGGCACCCCUUGUGUAAAUUUUGUGACGAACGAUAUUUGGAUAAUGAUGAGUUACUAAAGCACUUGAGGAGAGACCACUAUUUCUGCCACUUCUGUGAUUCUGAUGGAGCUCAAGAAUAUUACAGCGAUUAUGAGUAUCUCCGUGAACACUUCCGGGAGAAGCACUUCCUCUGUGAAGAAGGUCGGUGCAGUACCGAGCAGUUCACCCACGCCUUUCGGACCGAAAUAGACUACAAAGCCCACAAGACAGCUUGUCACAGCAAAAACCGGGCUGAAGCCAGGCAGAAUCGGCAGAUUGACCUGCAGUUCAACUAUGCCCCGAGACACCAACGGAGAAAUGAGAGUGUUGUGAGUGGUGAAGACUAUGAUGAAGUUGAUCGGUAUAACAGGCAGGUGAGAGGAAGUAGGCCAGGAGCCCGAGGUGGGCAGCAGAACAGGAGAGGCAGCUGGCGAUACAAGAGAGAAGAAGAAGACCGAGAUAUUGCUGCAGCUGUUCGGGCCUCAGUAGCUGCCAAAAGGCAAGAAGAGAAAAACCGGGUGGAGGACAAAGGGGACAGUAGUCACGCCAAGAAGGAAGAUGCCAAAGAUCCUGAGCCAACAGUCUCUAAGCGAGGGGUGAAGCCUUCAUCCGAAGAACCAGUUCCUAAGGAAGUGGCUCCCAAGGCUGCCUUAAGCCACGAUGACUUUCCUGCCGUUGGCUCGCCAAGCGUGAAUUCUGUGCAGAGCUCAUCUCAGUUGGCACCAGUAAAACUUGAUGAAGAGGACUUUCCCAGGCUGUCCUUCUCCUCUGCUCCGCCUGUGGUCUCUGCCACUCUGCCCUUGUCAUACAUGGCUACAGCCCAAAAGACAGGCUUUCAGGAGGAAGACUUCCCCGCCUUGGUCUCCAAAGUCCGACCGAGCAGUAAGAUGGUGUCGACCCUCGCCUCGGCCUGGAGUGGUGGCUCCAGUAAGAACAUGGCCCGAGCCAUCACGGCCACUUCCAUCCAGCCGGCCAGAAAAGGGCCCCCUCCUGGCAGCAGCAAAGCAAGCAAAAAGAGCAAGGUGGUAUUCCCUGGCAACUCUCAGGACAGCAGCGGCAGCGUAUCCACUCAGGAGAUCCGUAGUGCGCCAACAGUGGUGGAUGUGUCCUCCUUGCUGGCAGCCUCCAACUCUCAGACUUCUGCCAAAGUGGGUAAGAAGAAGAAAGUUGGGACUGAGAAGCUGAGAACAGCCUCACCCCCCGUCUUGCAGGAGCUGUCAGCUGCCUCUCAUUCUCUCGAGAGGGUAGACGAUGCUGAGCAGCCCUCAUCCGGUCCUGACCUUCCCAGCACAUCUGCCGCUCUGGUGAACGGUCACUCAGAAAAGCCCACACUGUCAUGCAGGGCUUCCAAAGAGCCCCCUGGCCUUAAGAAGCCACUUGGAGGUGGCCAGUGCCUGUUGCCUCAGGAAGACUUUCCAGCCCUUGGGAAUGCCGGGCCACCUCGCAUGCCUCCACCCCCAGGUUUCAAUUCUGUGGUGCUACUUAAUAGCCCACCUCCCCCUCCUGGGCUGUCGGUGCCUCCUAGUAAACCACCCCCUGGCUUCACUCCCAUUCCAACCACCAGUACUUCAGAAAAUGCCCCAGCUCCAGUGAAAGAGCCCAAACUCUGUCAGGGACCCUAUCUGAUCCUGGAAAACUUCCAGCAACGGAACAUCCAGCUAAUUCAGUCAAUCAGAGAAUUUCUUCAAGAAGAUGAAUCUCAGUUCAACAAAUUUAAGACAUACUCGGGACAGUUCAGGCAGGGUCUGAUUUCAGCAGAGCAAUACUACAAAAGCUGCCAGGAGCUCUUGGGCGAGAACUUUAAGAAGAUCUUCAAUGAGCUCUUGGUCCUCCUGCCAGACACAGCCAAGCAACAGGAACUGCUCUCUGCUUACCAGGACUUGAAGGCCAAAGCUCCAGCUGGCUCCUCCCCCCACUCCUCCUUGACCAGGUCCAAGAAGAACCGAAAGGGGGUCUGGCAGACAGAGCCGCCUUCUGACCUUGACUGCUGCGUCUGCCCCACCUGCCAGCAGGUGCUGACCCAGCAGGACCUCGUUUCUCACCAAGCCCUGCACCUGGAGGAGGAUGAGUUCCCUUCCUUGCAGGCCAUUAGCCGGAUCAUCAGCUAGCUGUCCCAGGUGACCAAUAAAGUUAGUCUCCCUCUGAAAAGUGGCUCUUCUCAGGCAGGUUCUCUACCCAGGGGAGAGGAGUCAGCUGUAUGUGGGCCAAAGGGCCUCGGGACCUGAGGAAGAAAAACGGGGAAUUAAACAGUGACAGACCAAAGGAAGCCAUAGCUGUUAUUGAAACCUGGGGGCAGUCCUUCUCCCCUGCAGAAUAGGAUGGAGCAGCAGGGAGACGGACAUUUGGUUUAUUGCUGUGGAUAGGAAUUUAACUCCUGGCUGGCCACAGCAAGGACACCGGGCAGAGGGCGGCGGCUGCUUUCUGAAGAGGAGGUUGGGCUUGGCUGCUGGAAAAUAACAGAGAGCGGCUCACAGGGUCUGUCCAAAAGGAUUCCAGAAGAUGGGAGGGAAUAGUGACAGGUUUGGGCAAAGAAUGCUGUGUGGCCUUUCUCUAUCCUUCUUUCCCUCAUUCUUCACAGUGUUUUGCGGAGAGGACUGUGUGGCUUGUCCCAGCAGGGAAGAGUCCUCAGGCAGAAGAGUUGCCCAAGAACUCAGAAUCUGUUUCUCUCAAGUUGUUUCUAAAGAAAACCUUGGCUUUUUCCUUUUGUUCUGUUAGACUUGCAUGCAGGGAAAAGGUACCAUUCUGUGCUUUCUUUACUUCUCACUGUAAGUGUGGGUUUCUGUCCAGUGAUGUGAGUUCAGUUAUUUCCUUGGUCUUGAGUGGUUGUGGCUCAUUAAAUGCUGCUCAGCAGUGACCCUUCCUGAUGCCUCAGUGCCAUCCUGGCAUAUUCUUGAAAAGGGCUGCUUGCCUGGAUCUCUGCCCUGGUGACUUUGGAUGCCCAGGGUGUUGCCAGCUGCUAUCCAUGAGUUCUGUCCCGUUCCUUCUCCAGAUCAUCUCCAGCAGCAGAGUUGAGUUGCUUCCACAGAAAGGUUCUUGAGACUGUAAAGUUGGUCAGAGGCACCACUAGCUUUUUACAUUUAGACAUUAUAAAUAUGAUUUACGA
This is a messenger RNA of Ahaetulla prasina, 4238 nucleotides long. RefSeq names its product zinc finger protein 598, E3 ubiquitin ligase (gene ZNF598). The coding region runs from base 976 to 3243 and encodes 755 amino acids. Gene Ontology annotation, molecular function: ubiquitin protein ligase activity; ribosome binding. The transcript is spliced from 12 exons. Gene Ontology annotation, biological process: rescue of stalled cytosolic ribosome; protein ubiquitination. The record is from RefSeq and is a predicted model, not a curated record. Lineage: Eukaryota; Metazoa; Chordata; Lepidosauria; Squamata; Colubridae.